AUGUCUUCAUAUGCAGAGUUUAUGAAGGAGCUACUUUCCAGAAAAAGGAAGUUGGAGCAUGAUAAGACUGUACCUUUGACAGAAAAGUGCAGUGCAAUCCUCAAGAGGAAGCUUCCUCAAAAGCUAAAAGAUCCUGGAUCAUUCAAUAUCCCUUGUGAAAUAGGAAACUGCACAGUUGGAAGAGCACUAUGUGAUUUAGGGGCAAGCAUCAACUUGAUGCCAUUGGCUGUUCUGAAGAAACUUGGCACCAAUAUCACACUACAGUUGGCUGACAAAUCCUACACUUAUCCUUAUGGUGUAGUUGAAGAUUUAUUAGUUAAAAUUGACAAGUUUAUUUUCCCUGCAGAUUUCGUAAUCUUGGACAUGGAGGUAGAUGCUAAUAUUCCCUUGAUCUUAGGAAGGGCAUUCCUUGCAACAGGGAGAGCUUUGAUAGAUGUACAGAAAGGUGAACUUAUGCUUCGAGUCCUGGAUUAG
Molecule: messenger RNA, 474 nt
Organism: Abrus precatorius (Indian licorice)
Lineage: Eukaryota; Viridiplantae; Streptophyta; Magnoliopsida; Fabales; Fabaceae
Exons: 1
Coding region: 1-474 (157 amino acids)
Source: RefSeq, a predicted model, not a curated record